Dichotomopilus funicola is the source of this 231-nucleotide messenger RNA. RefSeq lists its product as uncharacterized. The record is from RefSeq and is a predicted model, not a curated record. The transcript has 3 exons. Gene Ontology annotation, cellular component: mitochondrial inner membrane. Bases 1 to 231 code for a protein of 76 amino acids. Gene Ontology annotation, biological process: mitochondrial respiratory chain complex IV assembly. Lineage: Eukaryota; Fungi; Ascomycota; Sordariomycetes; Sordariales; Chaetomiaceae.
AUGGUGUUCCCACGUUCAUCCUACUACGACAGUCGCAAUCGCCAGUCAGCUGCCUUAAUUCGGGCGAGACGGCCAUACCUAGUCAAGAACGCGGUUGUCGGCCUCAGCGUUUCUGCGAUUGCGAUUGGCAUUUGGGCUUACACUAUCCAUGCGAUCGGUCAGGAUGAGUUCGACGACGUUAAAGUUCCGGAUGUGGCUGUAAAGCCUGCCCCGCAGACUGGGAAAAAGUGA